Molecule: messenger RNA, 1372 nt
Organism: Coccomyxa subellipsoidea C-169
Lineage: Eukaryota; Viridiplantae; Chlorophyta; Trebouxiophyceae; Coccomyxaceae
Exons: 6
Coding region: 95-610 (171 amino acids)
Source: RefSeq, a predicted model, not a curated record
UGCCGGGUGCAACUCCAGCUCGGACAGUGCCUCACUGCUGUUCAUCCAGCAGGCAAAGCUCGCCAACUUUACCACAACGGGCAAAAAAACAGUCAUGAUCCUCUCAAAUGUGUCCGCCCAAACGAUCUUCUUUGCUGACAAGCCGGAGAGGUAUGCAGGCAUGAUUGGGACAGACUUCUUCUCGGUCGACAAGAUGUUCUACAACAACAAGUCCAACGACUGGCUGGAUGCACCCAACGCUGCGCUGUUCGGACUCAAGGGCAAUAAGCCCCAGAACAACACAGUGGUCAUCGUGACUCUUCGCGAGCCGGUGUAUGAUGCGGCGGCCAACACGCUGACAUAUACAGUCACCUUUGUCCCGGAGCGCCAUGUGGGCUCCAUCGCAAAUUUCUACCGCCGCCACAAGUCCAUGCCUGCCUUCACCAAGGUGAUUGACAAGAUUGAGGGCCGCGCGUUCCUGAAGGAUGUUGCGCUGUUCAUCGACAACUUCCAGAGCACGGGUCUGCUGAAUCCCAACCCGGUUGACAACACUUACAUUCCCGGCGGCGGCGGCGGCUGCUUCUCCGGCGGCUGGGGCUGGGGCAACGGCUGCGGUGGUGCUUGGUGGUGAUAAAGGUAUAUAUGUCGAGAGUUUCAUUCUGCGGGCGGAGGGGGCCCGGUGGUAGAUAAUUUAUAAUGUCGUGGGUUUCCCUCUGAGGGCGGAGGUUUCUGGUGGUAAAUAUGCUUAUGUAUCCAAGCGUUUUCCCCUGAGGUGCAGCAAAGAUUCAUCCAUCAGCCAUCCGAAGCUGACUCAUUGGCUACGACAACAUGCAACUUCUGAAGGAUGCUUAUAAGAUUGGGCUUUCAGCCACAGACCACAGCGGCUUUCACAGCCGAGAAAAGUAACGACAAGAAGCCUGAGAGUCAAAGUCCCAGCACUGAGAAAGGCGCUGCUGUGAGCAAAUCCCCUCAAGGAGCUCUGGUACAGAUGGCAAGGCCAUGUGUACAGAGUGGUCCUGAAUGCCUUCGGUUGAGGCAAAGAAGUGAGAGCUCUCAAAUGGAUGAUACAGUGAUUUGGUUUUGCAAUGGUUGUACUAUGUGCCGACUGAAGACAUGCUGGGUCCUUGCACAUAUCAGGGUCAAAGAUCUGUGCGUUGCGUUGCAAGUGUGGAAGUGCUCCUCGUCAAUACUGCCCUGAUUGCUAGCGCUCUCAAGCGCUGCCUUGGUUCACUGGACUUUUGGUUUUUGAAGUGAGUUCACUCUUUUGAAGUGACGUCUGGCAAGUUUGUCAUCUUUUGCUGAUGACUUUUGAGUCAGGCCAAUCUGUCCUGACCAUUUACAGACUGUUUCAAGGAUAGAAAGGACUGUGUUCACACGUUGCUUUCCUUUAACA